This is a messenger RNA of Meriones unguiculatus (Mongolian gerbil), 1004 nucleotides long. RefSeq names its product RNA binding motif protein X-linked 2. Gene Ontology annotation, cellular component: U2 snRNP; precatalytic spliceosome; catalytic step 2 spliceosome. Lineage: Eukaryota; Metazoa; Chordata; Mammalia; Rodentia; Muridae. The record is from RefSeq and is a predicted model, not a curated record. Gene Ontology annotation, biological process: mRNA splicing, via spliceosome. Gene Ontology annotation, molecular function: RNA binding.
AGCACGAAGGUGCGACUAUGAACCCUUUAACUAAGGUGAAGCUGAUCAAUGAACUGAAUGAGCGAGAGGUUCAACUUGGGGUGGCAGAAAAGGUGUCUUGGCACUCAGAAUACAAGGACAGCACCUGGAUCUUUCUUGGAGGGCUUCCGUAUGAAUUGACAGAAGAAGGCAUCAUCUGUGUUUUCUCACAAUAUGGGGAGAUUGUCAACAUUAAUCAUGUAAGAAACACAAAGACUGGGAAAUCCAAAGGAUUCUGUUUCCUGUGCUAUGAAGAUUAGAGGAGCACAGUUCUGGCUGUUGACAAUUUCAAUGGAAUUAAGAUCAAAGGAAGAACUAUCCUUGUGGACCAUGUGUCACACUACCACGCUCCCCAGGAAUCAGAAGAUGUGAAUGAAGUGACCAGAGAGCUCCAGGAGAAGGGCUGUGGGCCUAAUACACCUCCAUCAAGUUCUCCUGAGGUCUCUGAUUAUGAAGAUGUCAUACCCCCAAAAAAGCACAAAAAAGACCAGACAAAAAAAGAGAAAAAGAAAGAAAAAGAGAAGCCUGAAUGCAAGGUACAAGCAGAGCUGCCAUCCUGUUCUUUGUCCUCCAGAAGCAAGACAUUCAAGGAAGAGGAUGACCAUGGCCCACAGAAGCACAACAGCAAGAACUCAGAGAGAGUGCAGAAGUAUGAUGAUAGAGAGGUGAAGAGGAAUCAUUCAGACACCUUUGAUGUGAGGAUUUCCUUCCAGGGUAGAGCAGAGAACCCUGAGUGGGAGCCAAAGAAAGAGAAACCCAAGCAUGAACAUAAGUCCUCAAGCAGGAGGGAGGAAGAAGAAGAAAAGAGCAGAGAUAAGGAUAGAAAGAAGAGCUCAGGGACGCAUUCCAGCAAGCAUGAUGGGCAUUCUGAAAGUCAGAAUCGUAGGAGUAGAAAUAGGAUUCUGGGUAAGUCUCAUCGUCGUAUAAAGCAUAGACACUCUUGGGAGUGGGAGUCCUUCAAUGCCAGUGAUGGGAGACAUUACUGA